AUUUUUGUAUUCUGUGAUUUUGAUAUUUGAUGAUUUUGAUGAAGUUGUGUAUAGUGACAGUUUUGAUGAAGAUGGGCAUGUGUUUGUUACUUAAAAGGUUCUUAUGAGUUGUUCAUGCAUAUAUCUAAAUUUGACGUCAUAGAAUACAUAACUGUAUUCUCUAUAUGAAUGCAGGGACAACUGUCCAGUUAUCUUGAAGUCUUAUGAGUUAUUUGGAAUCUCGUGCUCACAUACUUCACAUAAAGUAAGUGGGCAUUUGACCUGCUUUGAUAAGGAAACAAAACAUAUUAACGGUCCUGGUAAGUUGAUAGGUUAUUUCAAAUUUAUAGCAGAUUUGACACCUUGAAUUUGGGCACAUCAAGGCUACAUGACAAAGAUGAAAAUCUGCACUCUUCAGAGCAUGUUAAUGCUGGUAACCUUAUCCUUGAUCGCCAUCAAAUAUUACGACAAUAGCUGCAGUUACUUUGUGUUAUUUUAUUUCCAGAGACAAGGAUGUGUGCAUAAGAUGUUUCCUAAAUUUUCUGAAUUUUAGGGGGUGCUACCAAGGAAGUGCCCAUUGAUGAUGCUAGUUAUAGCAAAUUACAGGGUACUGAUUAUAAGUGUGCUGAAUCACCUGCAUCAGAAACCCUGUCUGAUAUUGAAGAUCUUGAGAUAACUACAUUCACACUGCAGAGGAGAUGCAGUACAAGAAGAUCAUCUGGGAAGAAUUGAAUAGAGAAUAUGUUGAGGAACAACUAGCCAAGGAAGCUGCUGCAGCUGCUGCAAAGGAGGCGUGUGAAGCGCAUAUGCGGAAUUGUCCUGAGGACAUGGAGGAUGCUAGAAAGCUUGCUGCAGAAGUUGCAGCAGCCAUGGAACAAUCGAAAAAGGAAAGACGACAAAAAAGUGCAGCAGAGGCUAAAAAUGCAGCUCCUCCUCGAACUGCUGCAGAAGCAACCCGCCAAAUGCUAGCCAAGAAGAAGCUUGACUCGAAGAUCAACUAUGAUGUGUUGGACGAACUUUUUAAUGACUCGGUUUCUCCAGAUAACAAGAAAAGCCGUCUAAAUGAUGAGGUGUACGCCAGUGGAACAGAAUACGUGAAGCAGAAUAUGAAGGAAAAUGACUCUGAACUGCUUCCAGAAAACGAGAAUGAAGGUGGACCAGAGGAAUUUUCUGAGGGCUUGCAAUAUGGUAAUGAAGAAGACUACAUUGAUGAUUAUGGAUAUGAUGAGGAAUAUUAGAAUGAUUGAAAUACCUAUUUUUUCAUCUAUAAUAAAGUUGGACUUGGACGACAACAAAUAGAUGGCAGCGAGAUUUUAACUGUUGUACAUCGUUUCUAUAUUGCAGCUUUAGUGAAUCAUCUGAAAUUCAUUAUUUUAUGCAAAAGAUAAUAAAUACACCGUUAGAAAUGCUCUCUAUAUUAGUCAAAUUUCAGAUCUGAGAUGACCACAACUAUUUGUAUUGUUUCAGGUGGCCUUAAUUUCUGUAAUCUGCACGUGAAAGCAUUGUAACAAAUCAUUAUGAUAAUUUUAUUUAUUUUUUUGAUAUUUAACCAAAUACAUUAUUUGCUUC
Messenger RNA from Daucus carota subsp. sativus, 1548 nucleotides. RefSeq lists its product as uncharacterized. The record is from RefSeq and is a predicted model, not a curated record. The transcript is spliced from 7 exons. Lineage: Eukaryota; Viridiplantae; Streptophyta; Magnoliopsida; Apiales; Apiaceae. The coding region runs from base 678 to 1217 and encodes 179 amino acids.